Corylus avellana is the source of this 1732-nucleotide messenger RNA. RefSeq lists its product as uncharacterized. Gene Ontology annotation, biological process: regulation of DNA-templated transcription. The record is from RefSeq and is a predicted model, not a curated record. Gene Ontology annotation, molecular function: double-stranded DNA binding. NCBI's taxonomy places the organism in Eukaryota, Viridiplantae, Streptophyta, Magnoliopsida, Fagales, Betulaceae.
CGCACCUCGAAAUGCGACUGGUUUCCCUCAGAUUAGAAGCGCAUGAAAAGUUCAAAGUCUGAAAGUCAUCGGAGGGCAGUUUUCUCUGAAGGAAUUACAGGAGCCCAGUUGAAGCUGUCGGAGGAAAACUUUUGGUAAGUCAGUUAUGCUUGGUUUUCUCUGUUCAAGACAGCUACUACCACUCAAACACCGGAGGACCCAUUUGGGAUUUCUUCAGCAAAAUGGUUUCUUUAUUGUCAAAUCGUUUACAUCCGUAGGCAGUUUACCUGAAUCUAAUCAAAAACCAGAAGAGGAGGAAAAACAUUCUUUUGCAGUGUCUUAUCUCAUAAACUCUUGUGGGUUGUCCACAAAAUCUGCUAUUUUAAAAUCCCGGAGGCUACUAUUCCAGAGCCCAGAGAGACCAGACUCGGUGCUGAAUCUUUUCAAAGAGAAUGGAUUCAACAAUGCCCAGAUCUCCAAAAUCGUUAGGAAGCAUCCCCAAAUUCUUUUAUCUGAUCCUGAGAAGACCCUUUUGCCCAAGAUUGAGUUUUUGCGUUCCAUAGGGGUUUCGAGCUCUGACCUCAUUACCAUUAUCUCUUUAUACCCAUUUCUGUUCAGAUGCAACUUAAGGAAACGUGUUAUCCCCUGCUAUGAUUUCCUCAAGAGUGUACUUCUUGUUGACGAGAAAGUCCUGACAACUUUCAAGCGCUCACCACGAGCUUUUCUAAGUAAUGUAACGAAAACUAUGGCUCCUAACAUUGCACUUUUAAGACAACUUGGAGCGCCUCCAUCUACAAUCUCUUUCCUGGUAACUAAUUAUCCCUCUUCAGCGUUUACAAAGCAUGCUAAGUUUGCUGAGGUUGUUCACCAGGUUAUGGAAAUGGGAUUCGAUCCCACGAAAACGGUGUUUGUCGAGGCAAUCCAGGUGUUACUGAAGAUGAGUAAACCAAAGCUGGAAUCAAAAUUGGAGCUUUAUAGGAGGUGGGGUUGGUCAAAGGACAUGGCCCUCGCAGCAUUUAAAAGGUUUCCAAGUUGUAUGCAAUCUUCAGAAGAGAAGAUGACGAAAACAAUGGAUUUCCUUGUGAACAAAGUUGGUUGGCCACCACAACAUAUUGCUACAAAUCCUGUAGUUAUAAAAUUAAGCUUGGAAAAGAGAACUAUACCUCGGUGUUCUGUUGUUCAAAUUUUGCUAGCCAAGGGUUUGGUCAAGAAUAACUUGGCCUUGGGGACUUUCUUGAAACCGACUGAGAGGAAGUUUUUGGAGCUGUUUGUGAUCAGAUUUCAGGACGAUGUUCCUGAAUUAUUGAAUGUAUAUCAGGGUAAGAUGUCUUCUGGAUGUAGGAUUUCAGUCUGAGAACUGAGAAGCUGAUCCACCAUUCUCUUGAAUCUAAAGCCAUGACCAACUUCAGCUGCUGAGGGAGAAGGAAAUGUCCCUUGUGAAAAUUUGCAGGGGCAAGGAUCUUUGUUAGAAAACUGUUGAUGAAGUUUGGAGAAACUUGUGCUCAUGGUUUCAUAUUUUCCAACAACAGGGGGUGAAACCGUGUGCUUUUUACUUACAAAAUGGGCAUUGCAAAUUUGGGUCAACUUGUAAAUUUGAUCACCAGAUGGGGACGAUGAGAUGGGAUUUGCUAGGGGUGUCAAAAAAAUACUUGGAAACCGGAAUUGGGAAAUCGGGGAACCAGUUUUGAAAUCGGUUGGAAAAAACCGGUAACUGAGUACCCCAUUUCGGUUUCGAUUUUUGGCACCCGGUUAU